AUGUCCCGUCGGCGCCGCGGCCUCGUCACCCCGGUCCCCCGCGAGGCGCCUCCAUCUGCUGCAGCGCCGAGCUCCUCUCUCUCCCCGCUCUCCACUUCUGCUUUAGACCCGCACAUUAAAGCCGUCAUGCGGAGACACGCCGAUGGCCAGCGUAAAACGUCUCCAUCCCACAGUUCUACCACCUCUUGUCUCCCACCUUCAGCCAUGACAUUUAAGACUCGACUUGAAUGCACCGCGGUGGUGUGCCGCAAAGCCAUUCUAAUUUUCCCAGUGUGA
Messenger RNA from Knipowitschia caucasica, 276 nucleotides. The record is from the annotation of a GenBank genome assembly. Lineage: Eukaryota; Metazoa; Chordata; Actinopteri; Gobiiformes; Gobiidae.